CAGAAUCAUCUUCACAUACCGAUACGCUCGGCCUACUAUCACCGUUUUGCGGCUUGUUUACUUCGAUACGAGAGAAGCAUGUUUUUUGUCUGUGAUUAGUCAAUCAAUAUCAGUGCCUACUGUGAUAGCAUAAUAUACAAUCAUUCCGGUGCAAUACGGAAUUCUAGGAAAUUUGCAUAACAAAUUGGUGUCCACUUCCAGUGGUGAUCGCAAUACACUCAAAUUGAGUUAAGAGAUAGGGAACUUUCACAUUCGUGCCUUACCCCAAAGCGGUAAUCGAAAAGAGAUAGCCUGUCGAACGAGAAAUACGCACGUAAAUGCAGUACGUUUCGCCGCCACAACCGGUCACAGAUUGGUAACGAAAAUUACACAAUCAUCUUCAGUACUUACGUGCUACGAUAUAGGCUCGAGGGCGGCGUAUUGUUCUUUGAUAUCAGCUUUAAUUAGUGAUACAGUGUGAUUGAUUAUUGCCAGUGUGUUGAAGUGCAGCACCAAUUCGGAAAAAUAAAUCAUAAUCAUUCCCCAUUGAGAUGUCGUCUCUAACGAAACUCCACAGCAGUAUCUUCCAUCCGACGUUGCGGAAACUCCAGUGCCAGGAUGUAGACAUCGCCGCACACAAUCUUAUGUACCCGGUAUUUUUGGUAGAGGACGAUGACGCAGUUCAGGAAAUCCCGAGCAUGCCUGGCGUCGCCAGGUAUGGACUCACAACUCUCAAGAAGCACCUGACACCAUUAGUAGAGAAAGGCCUUGCAUCGAUUCUUCUAUUCGGAGUCGUUGACAAACUGCCAAAGGACCCCACCGGAAGCGGGGCCGAUUCAGCCGAGAACCCCGUCGUCAAGGCCCUUCCACAACUCCGGCAAUGGUUUCCAGAUCUCCUGAUCGCGUGCGACGUCUGUCUGUGCCCAUACACCAGCCAUGGUCAUUGUGGAGUCCUUACGGCGGACGGAGUCAUCGACAACGAACCUAGCAUCCAGCGGAUUGCAGAAAUUGCUUUCGCGUAUGCCAAAGCCGGAGCCCAUAUUGUGGCUCCCUCGGACAUGAUGGAUAACCGUAUUUGGGCGAUUAAGAAGAUCCUAAGGGAGAACAAAAUGGAGAAUACUGUUUCGGUGCUGUCCUACUCGGUCAAAUUUGCAUCUGGGUUCUACGGACCGUUCCGGGAUGCGGCCAAAUCGGCACCGGCUUUCGGGGAUCGCAAGUGCUACCAGUUGCCACCCGGCUCCAAGGGGAUUGCCAAACGAGCUGCGAAACGAGACGUCGAAGAGGGCGCUGACAUGCUGAUGGUCAAACCGGGCAUGGCUUACUUGGACAUUGUCAAGCAAGUCAAGGACGAUUAUCCGGAAUUGCCGCUGUUCAUCUAUCAGGUGUCCGGCGAAUACUCGAUGUUGCUGAACGCCGGCAAAAUUGGUGCCUUCGAUCUGCGAACCGUCCUGUGGGAGGUGCUGAUUGGGAUGCGGCGUGCCGGAGCAGAUUGCAUCAUUACGUACUUCACGCCCACGCUGCUCGAUUGGUUGUGAUUCGAACGGUGUCUACUGGUGACUGCACAGAACAACACCAUUUAGUUGUCGUAAUUCCAUGUGGUGUGUUGCUGUAACAUCAUCACUGUCAUUAGAAGUUGGCGGAGAUUGUAGAAAAUAAUAGUAGGUGUAGGGUUCGCUUUUAGCGACAAGUGUUUUGCUAGAUAUUUAGGCGAAAAAAUUGCCAAUCAUCAUUGAAAAUCGUAUAAAGAUGUUUAAUUCUAA
Aedes aegypti (yellow fever mosquito) is the source of this 1739-nucleotide messenger RNA. Its product is annotated as delta-aminolevulinic acid dehydratase. The coding region runs from base 531 to 1514 and encodes 327 amino acids. NCBI's taxonomy places the organism in Eukaryota, Metazoa, Arthropoda, Insecta, Diptera, Culicidae. The record is from RefSeq and is a predicted model, not a curated record. Gene Ontology annotation, molecular function: zinc ion binding; porphobilinogen synthase activity. Gene Ontology annotation, biological process: heme biosynthetic process. Gene Ontology annotation, cellular component: cytosol. The transcript has 4 exons.